Molecule: messenger RNA, 2319 nt
Organism: Neopelma chrysocephalum (saffron-crested tyrant-manakin)
Lineage: Eukaryota; Metazoa; Chordata; Aves; Passeriformes; Pipridae
Product: keratin, type II cytoskeletal cochleal-like
Exons: 8
Coding region: 166-1407 (413 amino acids)
Biological process (GO): keratinization; intermediate filament organization
Cellular component (GO): keratin filament
Molecular function (GO): structural constituent of skin epidermis
Source: RefSeq, a predicted model, not a curated record
CGGCGGGCAGUAAAACGAUCCCGCUGUCGCCCCGGGGCCAAGCCCAGCUUCCCCCGGCCGAUAAAAGGGGCGGCGGGAGGGACACGGAGCUCACUGCCCUGCGCGGCUUCUCCCCGAGCUUUCGGCCAAGGCGUGGGAUUCGGGAAUAACCCUCUGGAGCCAGCCAUGUCCCGCUCCGUGAGCUUCAGCUCCCGCUCGGCCGCCGGCCCGGCCGUCACCCAGGUCCGGGUGAGCUCCGUGUCCUCCACCCGCGGGCUCAGCGGCUCCGGGCUCGGCCGCGCCGGCGGCUUCGGCAGCUCCAGCCUCUACAGCCUGGGCUCGGCCAAGAGGGUCUCCAUGGGAGGGAGCGGCUCCUACAGCGUCCGCUCGGGAUACGGCUUCGGGAGCGCGGGAUUGGGGGCCCUGAGCCCCGGCGGCAUCCAGGAGGUGACGGUGAACCAGAGCCUGCUGACCCCCCUCAACCUGGAGAUCGACCCCAACAUCCAGAGGGUGCGAAAGGAGGAGAAGGAGCAGAUCAAGACCCUCAACAACAAGUACGAGGAUGAGAUCAACAAGCGCGCGGCGGCCGAGAACGAGUUUGUGGUGCUCAAGAAGGAUGUGGAUGCUGCCUACAUGAACAAGGUGGAGCUGGAGGCCAAGGUGGAUGGGCUGACGGACGAGAUCAACUUCCUGAGGGCUUUCCAGGAGGCGGAGAUCAACGAGCUGCAGGCCCAGAUCUCCGACACCUCGGUGGUGCUUUCCAUGGACAACAGCCGGAACCUGGACCUGGACAGCAUCAUCGCCGAGGUGAAGGCGCAGUACGAGGACAUCGCCAACCGCAGCCGCGCCGAGGCCGAGGCCUGGUACCAGAACAAGUACGAGCAGCUCCAGGUGACGGCCGGGAAACACGGGGAUGACCUGAGGAACACCAAGAACGAGAUCACGGAGAUCAACCGGACGAUCCAGAGGCUCCAGGGGGAGAUCGAGAGUGCCAAGGCCCAGCGAGCCAAGCUGGAGGCGGCCGUGGCCGAGGCGGAGGAGCGCGGGGAGAUGGCCCUCAAGGACGCCCGGGCCAAGCUGGCCGAGCUGGAAGAUGCCCUGCAGAAAGCCAAGGCCGACAUGGCCCGGCAGCUCCGAGAGUACCAGGAGCUCAUGAACGUCAAACUGGCCCUGGACAUCGAGAUCGCGACCUACAGGAAGCUGCUGGAAGGGGAGGAGAGCAGGUUGGCCGGGGACGGAGUCGGCAACGUCAACAUCUCCGUGGUCAGCUCCAGCGGCGGCGGCGGCUUCUCCAGCUCCGGAGGAUUCCUGGGAGGAGCCCUCGGCGCCGGGAUGGGCAGCGGAGCCCUCGGCUUCUCCUCGGGUGGGGCCACCAAGUCCUACUCCAUCACCACCACCUCCAGCAGCCGCCGCAGCGUCAGGAAGUAACUCCGGCCACAUUCCCGGGAGGGAGGGAAACCCUUGGGAAGCAACGCCCGGGGGCCUUUCACAAAAGGCACAAAAGCGGCUGCAAAACAAAUUCCUGCCCCUGCCACGACACUCCCGAGGCUCCAUCCUGCUCCCGAGGCUCCAUCCUACCCUGGAAUAUCCCCCUGGGAGCGGGAUCAGACCUCCCGGGGCUGGAUUUGGCAAAUCCCACAUUCCCGCUGCGCCUUUGCCGAAGGGACCCGGAGAUUCUCUGCCCCCCCUUAAUUGGAUUUUGGAAGAUUUCCAUCCCUCAGGUCUCACCCCGGGCUGGGUUUUUAAAAACGUGUCAAGGAGAAAAGGGUGAAACUGCUCUGGAUUUCUCCUUAUUUUCCUUUGGGAACGGGCUCGGGGCUGGAAUUCCACGAUUCUCCUCUGCCUGGAGCUGUUUUCUGCCCAAAGGCAGAUUUAUUUCGGGCUCUUUGGAGCAAAAUAACCCAUCAACUCCUCCCUCCCUUGUUCCCUGUUCUUCAAUGCAGCCCAGAGCUUGAGGGACAUUAAAUUGCUUGAAAUUCCAAGUGUCCCACUCCAAAGGGGGAGAACAUUCCCGGUUUCUGGGUGUCUCUGUUCACUCUGGGGGUAUUUCGGGAUCUCUGGGGUCUCCUCCCGCGAGGCAAAAGCGUGUUUGGGGUUGGUGCAGAUCCCAAAAACUCCUCCUUCCUGCCGAGGCGGGGCUUCGGCCUCCCCGAGCCGGGGGAGAGCGGGGUCGUGGCUGCAGCGGGAAGAGUUUUUCGGGAAUAACUCCAAGGAACUGCGCAGCCAUCCCGUGCUGAUGCUCGGCCGUGUCCCGACGGUGCGUUUUUUGGGUGGAAUUUUGAUGCUUUUCGUGUCUGUCCCGAGGCCUUUAAUAAAAGUUUCCCUUUUUCCUGCUCGUUC